Molecule: messenger RNA, 893 nt
Organism: Medicago truncatula (barrel medic)
Lineage: Eukaryota; Viridiplantae; Streptophyta; Magnoliopsida; Fabales; Fabaceae
Product: 40S ribosomal protein S13
Exons: 5
Coding region: 138-593 (151 amino acids)
Biological process (GO): translation
Cellular component (GO): ribosome; cytosolic small ribosomal subunit; nucleolus
Molecular function (GO): structural constituent of ribosome; small ribosomal subunit rRNA binding
Source: RefSeq, a predicted model, not a curated record
AGUAUGAGGGUGUUGUCUGUUUUAUGUAUAAAAACUACACAAGUGAACCGCAACUAGGGUUUGGAUUUCACAAAAAUCGUCAUUUCGGCAGAGCAAAACCCUAAUCACAAAGCUCGCAGCUCAAAGCUUCAGCAAUCAUGGGGCGUAUGCACAGUGGCGGUAAGGGUAUUUCAUCUUCUGCUUUACCAUACAAGAGGUCUGCACCAGGAUGGCUCAAGACCUCUACACAAGAUGUGGAAGAGACUAUUUGCAAGUUUGCAAAGAAGGGUUUGACUCCAUCUCAGAUCGGUGUUAUUCUUAGGGAUUCUCAUGGAAUUGCCCAGGUUAAGUUUAUCACUGGCAGCAAAAUCCUUAGGAUCCUCAAGGCUCAUGGACUUGCACCUGAAAUUCCUGAGGAUCUGUACCAUUUGAUCAAGAAGGCAGUUUCAAUUAGGAAGCAUUUGGAGAGGAACAGAAAGGAUAAGGACUCCAAGUUCAGGUUGAUUCUUGUGGAGAGCAGAAUCCACCGUCUUGCUCGCUAUUACAAGAAGACCAAGAAGCUCCCACCAGUCUGGAAGUAUGAAUCAACAACUGCCAGCACUUUGGUUGCUUAGAGAAGUCCUUGAUUUUGACUUGUUAUUCUGUUCUGCAGUCGCAUUUGGACUAGAAAUUUGCUCGUAUUUAGUUUUUUUUGGUGUCAUGAUCAGUCCUGGAAGACUUGAACUAGUUAAUUUACUUAUCAAUGUCUUAUUCCUUCUUUUUUAUCAGUUGUAGAACUAGCUGUUGUCAUUCGAAGAUGUGAGCUGACUUCAGUUUUUGGUUUUAAUUUUAAGUUAUAUACAUGCUAGAAAUCUUGGAAAAACCCAUUUUACUGCAUUUGAAUGAUACAUUGUUUGGUUUUUGAAGGAAAAACA